Molecule: messenger RNA, 1164 nt
Organism: Gryllus bimaculatus (two-spotted cricket)
Lineage: Eukaryota; Metazoa; Arthropoda; Insecta; Orthoptera; Gryllidae
Source: the annotation of a GenBank genome assembly
UUUACGGCACUGGACGCCGUGAGCGCUAACAUAUACGCAUCGUUCAGACUAUCGACGACGAUCGAUGUGAACGCUCCCGAAUUUACGUUUUGCGCUCGGCGUUCUGAGUGCACUGAAAGCGCGGCUGAAUUAAUACUAUUAAUUUAAUAGCUUGGACGUGACCGAAGUGAGUGAAAAAGUCAUUGAUGAACCAGUGAACCGGUCCUGGAGAAAAUGGAGUACUUUCAGCGAUUUAAGGAGUUUCGAAGGAGAGUACAUCUCUUUAGGGCUCUGCACCCACGAUCGAGGGUCUUGCGGGAUCGUAGCAACCCCCUCGAAAAUUUUACCGAAAGUGAGUUUCGAAGAAGGUAUCGUUUUUCAAAAGAAACGACGAUUUACUUGGCAGAUAUGUUGCGACCUAACCUAGAUCACCAGGACAGAAGAGGGUUGGGGUUACCAGUGAUGCUUCAGCUCCUGGUAGUUUUGAGUGAUAAUUUUCCUGGGAUCAUUGGGGCAAUAGAUUGCACCCAUGUCAGGAUAAUGUGUCCAAGGAAGGAGGAAGCUGAGAGAUUCUGCAAUAGAAAAAGAUACUACUCAAUCAACUGUCAGGUAAUUUGUGACGCUGAUAAGAAAAUCACAAAUAUUGUGGCAAGGUGGCCUGGCUCAUGCCAUGACAGUAGAAUUUUUCGAAAUUCAGUAAUAAAAGAGGUGUUAGAGAGUGGCACCUUCUCUGGGCACCUAAUUGGGGACAAUGGUUAUGCAUGUUUUAGGUACCUACUGACACCUGUUGUAAAUGAAAGGACACCUGCUGAGAGAAGGUAUAAUGAGGCACAUAAAAGUGCCAGAAAUGUUAUAGAGAGUGUGUUUGGCAGCUGGAAGAAGAGAUUCCCCUGUCUCCACUACACGUUGCGCACUAAGGUGUCAACCACAUUAAAAAUUAUUGUAGCUUCAGCUAUUCUUCACAAUAUUGCUGUUGAGAGAGCGGAGGAAGAAUUCGAUGAUGCUUUAGAAGAGGAGGAAGUAGAAGUAGAAGCAGACGAAGCUGAUCAUCCUGAAGGACUAAGGACAUAUUCAAGGUUAAAAUCUGGACUAUCAUGAUUUCUUAAUUUCAAAUAUAUUUCAAAAUCUUGAAAUAGAGUAACUGAUAGGGUGACAAACUUCUUGUAGAAAUUCAGUGAAUAAAUU